Oryzias latipes (Japanese medaka) is the source of this 2816-nucleotide messenger RNA. Its product is annotated as serine/threonine-protein kinase pim-2-like. Gene Ontology annotation, biological process: regulation of mitotic cell cycle; protein autophosphorylation; negative regulation of apoptotic process. NCBI's taxonomy places the organism in Eukaryota, Metazoa, Chordata, Actinopteri, Beloniformes, Adrianichthyidae. The record is from RefSeq and is a predicted model, not a curated record. Gene Ontology annotation, molecular function: ATP binding; protein serine/threonine kinase activity. Gene Ontology annotation, cellular component: cytoplasm.
CAUUUUGAUAAUUAAAUGUUUUAAUCCAGAACAUUCUAAGAGAUAUGUUGAUUUGAAUGUCAACACAGAGAGGAGACAUGUAGUGAUGUCACAUAGGUUGCUUGGCAGCAAAAACAGUUCAUAUAAAAAAACUGCAGUUGGAGAUUCAGAAUCACUUGCAACUUUGUGCGAUUGAGUCAAGUUGUACAAUUUGAAACUUGUAAAACAGGUUUUUAUCAUCGAACUACUGAAGAUGAUGGAGAAAGAAACGAAUAAGAAGCAUGAUCCUGAGGCGGAUAUGAAACAUCAUCCGGAUGAGGAAAAAACAAGCAGCAGCCGGUCUAAAAGAGUCCCGGUGAAAAGAAAGGCCUGCUCUGAUGAUGACGGAGAAACAAAAAAGAGGAAAGUUGACCCAUCUGAGCCUGCAGAGCCCAUGAAGCCCACCGGAGUAAAGAAUAAGAAAGAGUUUCUGGAGAAACUGAAGAAGAUCGUGGAAAAGAGCACCUUUUUCAGUCGAACCAACACCUCCUCUGUCAAUACCAGCGAAGAUGACUUUGAAGCUAAAUACGAGCAGAUGGAGCAGUUGGGUGAAGGAGGCUUUGGAUGUGUUUUUGGCGGCUUCCGCAGAUCAGACAACCUGCAGGUGGCCAUCAAACGCAUUGAAAAAGGCUUCGAUCUAAAUACAGAGGUGGAUGAACACGGACAGUUCAUUUGCGCGGAGGUGGCCGUCAUGCAGAAGCUCAAAGACCCACAGCUACAGUCUCCAGAUAAAGCCUCCCCCGUGGUUCUGCUGGACUGGUACGAUCUGAAGGAGGAGAUCAUCCUUGUAAUGGAGAGACCGAUCCCAGCCACAGACAUGGAGGAUUACCUGAAGAGCAGAGGAGGCAAAAUAGAGGAAGAUGAAGUUAAGAUCAUCAUGAAACAGCUGAUCCAGACAGCUGUGGAUCUUGAAGAGAGGCACAUCUUCCAUCGGGACAUCAAAAUUCAAAAUGUCCUGAUUGAGACGAGCUCCAGUGUCCCGCGUGCUCGCCUCAUCGACUUUGGACUGAGCUGUUUCACUAAGGAGACAUCCGUGUUCACAGACUUUGCAGGCACAUUGAGUAUUGCUGCCCCAGAGUCUAUGUUUGGCUCUGGCUACAGAGCAGAACCAACCACAGUGUGGCAGCUUGGAGUGGUUGGGAAUGAGGCUUUACAUGGAGUGGGCUUCAACACCAGAAAGUUUGCAAUGAAUAAGCUGAAGAUAAGGGAAGACCUGUCCCCGGACUGCAAAAGUUUUUUGAAGAAGUGUCUGAGGUUUUCCCCUGCAUUCCGGCCCAAGCUGAAGGAGCUGCUGCAGCAUCCAUGGCUGAUAUAAUCUGACACACACACACACACACACACACACACACACACACACACGCACGCAACCACACGCACACACACACACAGACAUCCACAACAUUACAGUAACAUCUUAACAGAGCUGGACGAUGUGAACAAGAUAUCAACUCUCUGUGUUUUUGUCAUUUAUUACAGCAGCUCUGCCAGCAAACCUAAAGAAACAUCUUCAUCAGGAAAACAGACAAGAGAACUUCAAAAGAAGGCGGGGUCACAUUUAGAUGAGAUUCCACUGGUGCUGCCACAAAACCACAAAGAGAAGAAAACGAAUAGGUUAAAAACAAAAGCAAACCACAAAACACAUCUUCAGCAAACCAAAGAGCGUCAUAAGAGGGCGGGGUCACAUUUAGAUGAGGAAAGCACAUCAGUGAAACCAGGCGACUGGGUGUUCAUCAAAGUCCUAAAGAGGAAGAACUGGACCAGCCCAUGGUGGGAGGGACCAUACCAAGUCCUUCUAACCACACCCACAGCUAAAGACGGACAUGUCGCCAUGGUGACCCCUAAAGGAAUCAGCCUCAAGACAAAGAAGAGUUUAUGUCAUCAAUACAGAGUCCCCAGAGGCUGGAGGGAUUCCUUCUGCAGCUCUUUCAACCCCUCAGCCAUCGGUGAAAGGGCCAUCUCUCGUUGAAUUGCCUUUCCCGAGGGUUCUUCCUAAAUUGGCCUCACAGGGAGUUUUACCUCGUCUUCAUUGAGAGCUUGGGUUGGGGGGCGGAGCAUGCACCAACCACAGCGGGGUUCUAAUUACAAUUGGGCAGCAGAAGUAAAGAGUACCCAUCACAUGUAUUAAUAGAUCAAUUUAGACUCCUUAAAUUAGAAAAUAAACUUUUAUUAUAAUUUGUAUAUUUUACUACAUAUUUUACUUAAUUAACAGAUUAUAAACAGUGGCUAAUUCUAGUAUUAUAAUGCUAAUUUCUGCACAUACAUUGUUAAUUUGUGGGCAAAAAUUGCUCAUUUGUUAUCACAACACAAAAUGCUAAUUAACAGGCACAAAAUCCUACCUUUGUGCAGAAGAUACUAAUUUGUGUACACAAAAUUUUAAUUUGUCCGAAAAAAAUACCAAAUUGUGUUUACAAAAUGCUCAUUUAUGGAGAGAAAAUCCAAUUUAUGAGCAUAAAAUACUAAUUUGGGUGCACAAAAUCUUAUUUAUGUGCCCACUAAAUACUAAUUUGUGUAACAGAAUUCUAAUUUGUCCAAACAAAAUACUAAAUUGUGUUUACAAAAUGCUAAUUUAUGGGGACAAAAUCUAAUUUAUGAGCAUAAAAUACUAAUUUAUGUAUUAAAAACACUAACUUGAUGCAACAAACUAUUAAUUUAAGGAAACCUAAAGUGUCUCUGAUUAAAACUAAAUGACGAGAACCAAACCAAAUUGCCGUGAAAUUGUACAUUUUUUCUUCUGUUUUUUAACCAUAAAAUCAUCAGGAAUUUCUGUAGUCAAUAAAAAUGGGACUUUUUACUUCUUA